AUGCGGAUUCUUUUAACCAAAUUACCCCGGCCAUGGCUUGUGGACGAGAAGAAGGAUGAUGGUUAUACAGCUCUUCAUCUUGCUGCACUUAAUAACCAUGUGGAAGUAGCAGAAUUACUGGUUACUCAGGGCCGAGCUAACAUGGACUUACAAAAUGUUAACCUUCAGACUCCUCUUCAUCUGGCAGUGGAAAGACAGCAUAGCCAGAUAGUUAGACUCCUUGUGCGUGAAGGCUGUAACUUGAACAUCCCUGAUAAGGAUGGAGAUACCCCACUGCAUGAAGCUCUCCGACAUCACACACUCUCUCAACUUCGACAACUCCAGGACAGACAAGACGUGGGCAAGGUGGGGCCCAAUACUGAGUUGCUGAUGGGACUGGGAACUCAAGGAGCUGAUAAAAAGAGCAGUGCAACUAUAGCUUGUUUCUUGGUUUCUUAUGGAGCAGACCUGAACAUUAAAAAUAAAAAAGGCCAAACUCCUCUGGAUCUGUGUCCCGAUCCAAACUUGUGUAAAGCUUUAACUAAGUGCUUCAAAGAACGAGCAAGUGGACUGCAAGAUCCAAACCCUCCAACCCUCACGCCACCACCUGAUCGAGACACAUUGGAGGAGUGUAUGGUUUGUUCUGACAUGAAACGUGACACACUCUUUGGGCCAUGUGGUCACAUUGCAACUUGUUCCCUUUGCUCCCCACGGGUCAAGAAGUGUUUGAUGUGUAAGGAACCAGUUCAGUCUCGUACUAAGGUUGAAGAAUGCGUAGUGUGUUCCGACAAACGAGCAUCAGUCUUAUUUAAACCUUGUGGACACAUGUGUGCAUGUGAUGGGUGUGCUGCCCUUAUGAAGAAAUGUGUCCAGUGUCGCAGCCAGGUGGAUAAGAUGAUUCCCUUUAUUGUUUGUUGUGGAGGAACUGCACCUCCUCGAUCUCAGGCUCCAGCCACUCCCACUGGUAACUUGAUGAAUAAUGGGGUCCGUGAUAACUCCCACAAUGACGUACAAAAGCUCCAAGAACAGUUGAAUGAUAUCAAAGAACAGACAAUGUGCCCAGUGUGCCUAGACCGCCUAAAAAAUAUGAUCUUCUUGUGUGGCCAUGGAACCUGCCAGAUGUGUGGUGAUCGCAUGACUGAAUGUCCCAUUUGCCGUAAGGCAGUCGAGAAACGCAUUCUUUUGUACUAGCCAUGACUAAGAACUGGCUUUCUUACAUUUAAUUAAAGCCAGUCUAGUCUAUUAACCACAAAAUUUGGUACAUACAAAAUUGUGAGUUAGUCCAAAAAUAUUAUGCUACAAUUUGAAGUUAAGAAGCUUUCGGUAAUAUUCACCAUAUAUAUAUAUAUAUAUAUAUACACAACUAGGUAACGUGGAAAUGAUGCCAGAGUCAUAUUCCUCUAUUGCUUAAGUGAUGGAAUCUCUGUGUGUGAGCUGAUUUUUUUUUUUUUAAUAUAUAUAAUUAUAUGCAAAAGACCAUUUAGUUGCCCUUUCCAUUCAAUGCUUGGUGAGUAGUUACGUUAAUAACUUUACAAGUUGAACUUUUUCGAUAGUUGUAUUUUGUAGCAGCCUAGUUUAGAGUUUUACACUAACUCUUUGAUAAGAGUAUAACUUCUAAGUGUAAUUUACUUUUUUUACACCCACCUUCCUUUUUUUUUUAGGAGCCAGAUUAGAACAAACUUACGAGAAAAACACAGUAUUUUAUUAAGCAAACACAUAGAUAAAAGAUUGUUAAUUUGUUUUUACCUGUGUUAUCAUAUUUCUCCCACUGACUUAUGAAGCCAUAUUUUAAAUUAAAUAAAGUAGAAGCUGAAGUGAUUAGCGACUAAAACUGUCGGCUUUUACUUCAGAGUGACAUGAUUCUGAAACCAAGCUUCUUGUUGGUUGUUCCUUCUAUUUUACUUUUGACAGUUAAGUUAUUGUUUUUGGCAGUUGUUGCUGAAUAUCUUUAUGUAUUUAACUGUUUUUGUACUCGGUAAGUUAAUAAGGUCCUUAGUUAGUUAUUGCUUGAUGGGUUUGCUCCAUUGUAAGAAAAUUUAAGAAUGAAAAUCGAGACUUGAUAGGAAAGUUUGUAAUUCUAGUUAAUGUUUUUACCUUGAGGUUCAUCUUAAGAUGCUUGAAUGUUACUCCCUAAAUUUGUGACUUGCUUCGUGGGAAACAUCCAUCGUGAUAUACCACGCAUAAUCAUCCCUCAACCAUCAAGUCAGUCACUAUGAAAAGUUUCUGUGCUGAUCACUAAAUGGUUUUUAUUCACCCACGAAAGAAUCGGUAAAGAAUAAAUUUGUCGUAUUGUCUAUAGUUAAAGCAUCAGUCAUUAAGCUGCCGUUAAAAGUCAUGCUGUCAAAAACCCUAUACGAGUUAUUCAUAAAUUUUCUAAGUUCUGUUCAUAUGUCAGCAUAGUUAAGGUUUCAUAUUCUAUGCUGAAUGUUAGUUUCUAGUUAAGCACUUAUGUCUGAUAUAAGAUCAUGAAUAUAGUCAAAGUUUUUAAUAUCUCUAUCAUUAUAUAGAAUGCACCAUUUUCUUGUGUCCUUUUUUUGUUCUAAUCAAGGUUAUUGGUUAGUUUUUGAUUAUAUUUAGAUGUAACAAAUCAUUGUUAAUAAACGGCUAAAAGUGGGUAAUUGAUACAACUCAGUAUCCACAGUAAAGUUUUUUACUGCCUGACUAGAUCUUGAAUGAGAUAGUGUUAAGGCCAAAUCCUUGAGAUGUUUGGAUUGUAAGACUAUCUGUAUAUAACAUACUUUCCUCUAGAUGGUGAUAAAUUGCAUUAACAAUGAAUGUAUUACUUUAGUGCAGGACAGAGACUCCUGAUCUAACAGAUGUGGAUUAUUAUAUUUCUGUUGUGUCGAGAUUGGACUUGACACAAAUUUUGUAAUUGCCAAGCCCAUUUCUUUUUGAUGCCAUUUCAAAGUUAAGCUUGUCCAGUGGCACCUUAACAAGUGCUUAUUUUGCACAGUUGUCUUUGUAGAUUACAAGUUCUGUACUAUUGUACAUUGAUAUUAGUUACAAUAAAAAUUAAUUGCAAGAAAUUCUAUUUGAAAUAUAUAUAUAUACACACACAUACUUAAUCCUCAGAACACCCUAGUAUUAAGUUAGUAACAGUUUUUGUCAAGUGCACCUAGGUUGUUAGAACAUUUUUUUUUUCUUCAGAAUACACAGAUGUUACGUUGUACUUUUGCUAAAUAAAAACAGAAUGUUCUCUAU
This is a messenger RNA of Limulus polyphemus (Atlantic horseshoe crab), 3180 nucleotides long. Its product is annotated as E3 ubiquitin-protein ligase MIB1-like. The record is from RefSeq and is a predicted model, not a curated record. The transcript has 9 exons. Gene Ontology annotation, molecular function: ubiquitin-protein transferase activity; protein binding. Gene Ontology annotation, cellular component: cytoplasm. The coding region runs from base 1 to 1170 and encodes 389 amino acids. Lineage: Eukaryota; Metazoa; Arthropoda; Merostomata; Xiphosura; Limulidae. Gene Ontology annotation, biological process: protein ubiquitination.